Camelina sativa (false flax) is the source of this 1394-nucleotide messenger RNA. Its product is annotated as nuclear transport factor 2-like. NCBI's taxonomy places the organism in Eukaryota, Viridiplantae, Streptophyta, Magnoliopsida, Brassicales, Brassicaceae. Gene Ontology annotation, molecular function: mRNA binding. Gene Ontology annotation, cellular component: ribonucleoprotein complex; cytosol. The record is from RefSeq and is a predicted model, not a curated record.
UAUCAUCUCUGUUUUUACAAUGUCUAAAAUUUAAAACCGAUAAUCCGGUCUAAUUAGAUCUUUAAAAUUCAAAUUAUAUCAUCAUUAGCUAGAAUUAUUUGAUCUAAUCUUAUUAUGAUAUAAUCUUAUAUAUUUAUUUUUCAUCACAUUUACAAAUAUAUUCUUUAUAGAUAUGUUUGUGUUCCCAAUUUCUGCAUUCUUGGUGAGAAAAAUACAAACCAAAAUCAGCUCAAAAUAUUAGUAUAUAUCUAUAAUCGAGGAUAAUAAUUUUAUUCUCAUCUCUAUUUUUAUUUAUUUUGUGGUUUAGAUAACUUCUCUAAAAGUUAAUAUGGGUUAGGAAUUAGGAGUUAGUACUAGUCGAGUAUGAUUAGGAAAUUUAGUUGGUUUGGGUGUCCUUAGCCACUAUAUAUAUGGUGGAGAAGAUAGGUCAAGAAACCAUUCAUCAUCACCAUCUUCCUACUUUGUUUCUAAGCUUCUGUCGUCAGAUCUCUCUCUCUCUCUCAUUUCCUGGAGAUAUGUCAGAGAACAAAAAUAAUGCAGAGAAUCUUAGCAAUGCCUUUGUGGAGCAUUACUAUUACAUUCUUAACGAAGCACCUCGCUAUCUUCAUAUCUUCUAUAAUGAACCCUGUCUGUUUAACCGUCGUGAUCCUGUAACCCAUGUCAAGAAAACUUUCUGGACUAGGGAAGAAGUGAAAGAUGAGUUUCUGGCUAUGCGAUACGAAGAUUACACGGCUGAGAUUGAGACUUCACUUGGUAUACCAUAUCCUAUGGAGGAUGAUCGUGUUAUUGUGUUCGUCAAUGGAUACUUGACAAGGAAGAAAGAUAACGUGAGGGGCAAGUUUACGCAAACGUUUCUCGUGACUCAACAAGACAUCGGUUUCAGAAUCUUAAACGAUAUUUUCAGGUUCAAGGAGACGCAGAUCCCAACCUUAAAUCCGAUUGCUCUUUCUCCUCACAAACCGGCAGCAACAGAGAACUAAGCUUUCCUGCUUGAGAAAGCUCCAAGCAAAGGGGACGAUGAUGAUGAAUUAUGUGUUUCAGUUUUAGGGUUCUAGACUUACAUAUAAGUGUUCUCCAAAGUUCGUUGUGAGUUGGGUUUCUAGGUUUAGGGAUCCUAGGAAAUUAGGAAUCGAAUCAAAAGAUGUAGGUUCCUAUGAAUAUAAAAUCCUUUUCUAGUCUUUUCAUAGAGAUUUAUCUUUGGUUUAUAGUAAAUCUCAUUGUUUCAGAUGUUGGAAAAGUUUCAAAAUUAUAAUCAGAAAAAUUCCAACACAUCUUAUUAUAUUUUUGAACGUUUGAUCCACUUCUAUUCAAGUUCUGCAUUUGAACGAAAAAAAACUAGAAAAGUUAAUUAGAAGGUUGCACAAGUAGUGGAGCUAUAAUGUUUCUUUGAUGUC